Passer domesticus (house sparrow) is the source of this 5454-nucleotide messenger RNA. It is a transcript of the gene DRP2, whose product is annotated as dystrophin related protein 2. The record is from RefSeq and is a predicted model, not a curated record. The transcript is spliced from 24 exons. Gene Ontology annotation, cellular component: plasma membrane. Lineage: Eukaryota; Metazoa; Chordata; Aves; Passeriformes; Passeridae. The coding region runs from base 454 to 3255 and encodes 933 amino acids. Gene Ontology annotation, molecular function: protein binding; zinc ion binding. Gene Ontology annotation, biological process: synaptic signaling.
CCCAGCAGCCCGUGCCAGGUCUCCAGAGGUCAGAGCACGGCUCUUUCAGAGUGUGCAUCCCCCCUCCUCCCUCCCCUGUCCCCUCUCGGUGUGUAUUUUGUCUCCUCCUCCCGUGCGUGCCCGUCUUUGCCUCCCCGCUGCUCUCCCUCCGCUGCCGGCCCCGCUCGCCGCCCGGGCUCUCGGGGCCGCCGCUUGCUGGGCUCGUCCUUGCUCCCCGCCGCGUUUUGCCGAGUCAAGGGGAUCUCUCCGGAGCCGGGCGAGCUGCCGGCGGCGGUGAUGUGAUCGCAUAGCAACACAGCAGCCGGGGCGGUGGAGGAGGAGAGGCAGCGGUGCUGAGGCUCAGCAUGCAUCCCUGUCACAGGGAUCCUCUGCUGAUUCACACAGCCCCGCUGCCCCCGCGCCUCGGACCCGGCCGGCUCGGAAGGUGCUCCAUGCCCGUGAGCAGCAGCUCUGAUGCAGCCCCUGGUGAUGCAGGAAUGGCUCCAUGUCCUCCCUCCCUGUGCUGAGUGGCGCCCGCCGGCCCCGGCUGCCCGCCCGCUCUCCCAGGUUGAAGCCUCACAGGAUGGUGCAGGACCUUCGAGUGUAACCCCCCGGGCUCCAAGCAGUGCUGCCGGGCCCCAGGCCCCUCUGGAGAUGAAUCUUUGCUGGAACGAGAUCAAAAAAAAAUCCCACAGCCUUCGGGCUCGGCUGGAGGCCUUCUCUGACCACAGUGGGAAGCUGCAGGUGCCUCUGCAGGAGAUCAUUGACUGGCUGGGGCAGAAGGAUGAGGAGCUGUCGGCCCAGCUGCCCCUGCGGGGCGAUGUGCUGCUGGUGCAGCAGGAGAAGGAGACACACGCGGCUUUCAUGGAAGAAGUGAAGUCUCGGGGGCCAUACAUUUACUCUGUCCUGGAGUCAGCACAGGCUUUCCUUUCUCAGCACCCAUUUGAGGAAUUAGAAGAACCAAGUUUGGAAAGCAAAGAUGUGUCUCCACGGCACCGGAUCCAGAACAUCAGCCGCUUUGUGUGGAAGCAGGCCAACGUGGCCAGCGAGCUGUGGGAGAAGCUCACGGCCCGCUGCGUGGACCAGCACCGCCACAUCGAGCGCACCCUGGAGCAGCUGCUGGAGAUUAAAGGGGCCAUGGAGGAGCUCAGCACCACCCUGGACCAGGCUGAGAGCGUGCGGGACACCUGGGAGCCCAUCGGGGACCUCUUCAUCGACUCCUUGCCGGAGCACAUCCAGUCCACCAAGCUGUUCAAAGAGGAGCUCUCCCCCAUGAAGGACGGGGUGAAAGUGGUCAAUGAUCUUGCACACCAGCUCGCCAUCUCAGAUGUCCACCUGUGCAUGGAGAACUCCCGGACCCUGGAGCAGAUCAACACCCGCUGGAAGCAGCUGCAGGCCUCCAUAAACGAACGCCUGAAGCAGCUCCAAGACGCGCACCGGGACUUCGGACCAGGCUCCCAGCACUUCCUCUCCUCCUCUGUCCAGGUCCCCUGGGAGCGAGCCAUUUCCCCCAACAAAGUGCCAUACUACAUCAACCACCAGGCCCAGACGACGUGCUGGGACCACCCAAAGAUGACAGAGUUGUACCAGACGCUGGCGGAUCUGAACAACAUCAAGUUCUCGGCGUACCGGACAGCCAUGAAGCUGCGGCGGGUGCAAAAAGCCCUUCGAUUGGACAUGGUCACCUUGGGCACGGCUUUGGAAAUCUUCAACGAGCACGACCUGCAGCCCGGGGACCGGGCGAUGGACGUGGUGGAGGUGAUCCACUGCCUGACCGCCCUGUACGAGCGGCUGGAGGAGGAGCGCGGCAUCCUGGUCAACGUGCCCCUCUGCGUGGACAUGAGCCUCAACUGGCUGCUGAACGUCUUCGACAGUGGCCGCAGUGGGAAGAUGAGGGCUCUCUCCUUCAAGACGGGCAUCGCGUGUCUGUGCGGGACAGAGGUCAAGGAGAAGUUCCAGUAUCUCUUCAGCCAGGUGGCCAACGCCGGGGGCCUGUGUGACCAGCGGCACCUGGGCGUCCUGCUCCACGAGGCCAUCCAGGUGCCUCGCCAGCUGGGGGAGGUGGCAGCGUUCGGGGGCAGCAACGUGGAGCCCAGCAUCCGCAGCUGCUUCCGCUUUAGUAACGGGAAGUCUGCCAUCGAGGCGUCCCAGUUCCUGGAGUGGGCCAACCUGGAGCCGCAGUCCAUGGUGUGGCUGGCCGUGCUGCACCGGGUGACCAUGGCCGAGCAGGUGAAGCACCAGACCAAGUGCUCCGUGUGCCGGCAGUGCCCCAUCAAGGGCUUCAGGUAUCGCAGCCUGAAGCAGUUCAAUGUGGAUAUCUGCCAGACCUGCUUCCUCACGGGGAGAGCCAGCAAGGGCAACAAGCUGCACUACCCCAUCAUGGAGUACUACACGCCGACCACAUCCAGCGAGAACAUGAGAGACUUUGCCACGACACUGAAGAACAAGUUCCGCUCCAAGCAGUACUUCAGCAAGCACCCACAGAGAGGUUACCUGCCCGUCCAGUCUGUGCUCGAGGCUGACUUCUCUGAGACCCCAGCCUCGUCCCCGAUGUUGCCACACGCUGACACACACUCCAGGAUCGAGCACUUUGCCAGCAGGCUUGCAGAGAUGGAAAGCCAGAACUGUUCCUUCUUCAGUGAUAGCCUGUCCCCCGAUGACAGCCUGGAUGAGGACCAGUACCUGCUGCGCCAUUCCAGCCCCAUCACGGACAGAGAGCCUGGGGGCAGCCAGCAGCUUCCAGGAGGCCUCAACAUGGACGACAAGGGAGAGCUGGAGAGAGUCCUGGCCCACUUGGAGGAUGAAAACAGGAUCCUCCAGGGAGAGCUGAGACGUUUGAAAUGGCAGCAUGACGAGGCAGUGGAGUCUCCAAGCUUGGCCACAGGCUCUCCUGAGUCAGUGCAGGACCCACGUAACGAGGAGCUGCUGGCAGAAGCACGGAUCCUCCGGCAGCACAAGAGCCGCCUGGAGACACGGAUGCAGAUCCUGGAGGACCACAACAAGCAGCUGGAGUCACAGCUGCACAGGCUGAGGGAGCUGCUGCUGCAGCCUCCAGCAGAGUCAGAAGGCAAUGGUUCAGCAGCCUCCUCCUUGGCUUCAUCUCCACAUCAGUCAGAAGGCAGCCAGGCAAAGGAGAAAGAGCACAACACCCCUGACACUGAAACUGCAGAUGAGGUGGAAGCCAAAACGCAGGAAGUCAGCAUGUGCCUGGAAGACAUCAUGGAGAAGCUGCGGAGCGCCUUCCCCAGCUCCCGAGGUAUGACCUCCCUUAUCUAACACCUCCUGUGAGCCAGAGGCUUUUCCUAACCAGCUACCUGGCUGCUUUCCUCCCCUCUGUCCCUGCCAUGCUCCCUGUGCUGCAGCAGACCUCACACAGACUCCCUCAGAGCUGGUGGUGCAGGAUGCUUGCCAGCUCCAGAAGAUCUCAGGGGAACAUAGGUCAUGCAGGGGUGGGACUGUGGGCUCCCCAGGAGGCUGGUUUGGUCACUGGCCACAGUGUCCAAGCCUGGGUGGGGUGGUUGAAAAGAAAGAACUGAAGCCAUGAAAACUGCCAGUGUCCCCUGGCACCCAGGGGCUGCUGCCUUUGCCUGUAGCCCUCGGGGGAUGCAGAGCUCAGCAUCCCACUCUUCAUCUGUGCCCGCGAGCCUCCAGGUCUAUGGGCACCAAAACACUCCUGGAGCCACACAAUUUUUAAAAUAACUCUUUAUAACAGCGACCAGCUGCCAGCCUUAUGUUUGAACUCUGCCACCCCAGGCUCUGCAGCCAGCCAGGCACACACCACCAGGAGAGAGUGUGUGAGGUUUAUGGAGUAGGGAUUGAGUCCAUGUUAGAGCUUCAGCCCAGCUAGUAGCCUUAUAUUGAGAGGGUCUUUAUAACAGAGCCUUAUUGUUUAAUUUGCAUAUAUUUCUAUAUAUUAUAUAUAUAUAUAUAUACUGUACUUAAAUGCUCUCAUGGACUCACUCUAUUAAACUCUAAUACCUUAAGUGUAGCUGCCCUUCACUCCCAGCCCAGCCCAGGGGAAGCAGCUCCUUCCCUGCUGCUGGUGCUGCCUUGCAGGGCUGCUGUGAGGGAGCUCACUGAGGCUGUGCCCACAGCAGCUCCUUCACCCUGCCUGCUGUCCUGGCGAUCUGUGCCGUGGCAGAGCCUGCACAGAGCCAGCUCCGUGCCUGGGGAGCCCCAGCUCCUGCAGGGAGGGUUUCCCCAGCCCUGAGCCCACCCUGGUGUGGUGCAAGUGCCUGGCAGUGCGGGUGGCAGCAGGACAGGCAGGGCAGCUCCUGCUGUCCCCAGGAGCUGGGGCUGGGGCAGAGCAGGGGGGCUGCCAGGGCAGCCUGGGCUGGCUCCUGUACCCAGGGUCCCGCGGGCUGGCUGUCUUGGGCUGAGUUAUGUCGAGAGAGGCAGAGUCAGGUGCUGCAGGGUGGCCCAGAGCCGGGGCUGCCAUGGCCCUGCUGCUCUUGGGCCAGAGGGUGUGGGGAGAGGAGAGGCUGGAGCCCUCGGGCAGGGCAGGGCUGUGCAGCAGGGUGAGACACCCCAGUUAGUGGGGUGAGACACCCCAGUUAGAGGGGUGAGACACCCCAGUUAGUGGGGUGAGACACCCCAGUUAGCGGGGUGAGAUCCCAGUCAGUGGGGUGAGAUCCCAGUUAGCGGGGUGAGACACCCCAGUUAGCGGGGUGAGACACCCCAGUUAGCGGGGUGAGAUCCCAGUUAGUGGGGUGAGAUCCCAGUUAGCGGGGUGAGACACCCCAGUUAGCGGGGUGAGACACCCCAGUCAGCGGGGUGAGAUCCCAGUUAGUGGGGUGAGAUCCCAGUCAGCGGGGCUGGCAGGGACAGGGCCGGGCUGCUGCUGCUGCCUGGGGUGGGACACGGGCUGAGCUGCCCGGGACCUUGUGAGCAGGGCUCUGGGCUGGCUCUGGGCUGCUGGCAGAGGUGAGGAGCAGUGCCCACGCCAGGGACAGGCGGUGUGAGCCUUACAGCCAGGGCUGUUCAGCGUGUAGUGCUCCAGUGUGGGUGGCUGUCCUUGCUGUCCCCUGUGCCAGCCAGGUGAGUGGCAGGAGGGCAGUGUGGUGGCAUUAGGGUGGCUUUGGGCAUGCUGUGUCAGGCUGUGGUGAGAGGGAGCCCGGGCCAGCCUGUGAGACCCAGCUGGAGCCCUCUGCUCUCCCAGGGGCAGGGUGGGAGCAGCGUGGGGAGCAGCAGGGUGAGGCUUGGCCUGAGGGUGUGAUCAGGAGUAUCCAGCCCUGGGGGGCACUGGAGGAAGGAAAAGGGCAGGAUUCUCUGGGAGCAGGGCUGCUGGCCCCAGUGGCAGGUGUGGGGAGCAGAGGUGGCCAGGCUGGGUGCUUGGGCUGUGUUUGGGAGCCAGGAUGUGUCAGGGAGGGGAGCAGGCUGGCUAAUGCUCUGGUAACCAUGUACUCUGGUGCUGCUGUCCUCACUGCUUUGUGGCAUCUCUGCUCUGGAAAGAGAAUAAAUUUGUAUUUAUACUGA